Molecule: messenger RNA, 2470 nt
Organism: Rhagoletis pomonella (apple maggot)
Lineage: Eukaryota; Metazoa; Arthropoda; Insecta; Diptera; Tephritidae
Exons: 7
Coding region: 608-2470 (620 amino acids)
Biological process (GO): proteolysis
Molecular function (GO): serine-type endopeptidase activity
Source: RefSeq, a predicted model, not a curated record
ACUCCAGUGGACAGUAUCCUUGGCCUUGUCGAGGGUCAGAACGAAGGGCUGCGGGUAGGUAGCUGGAGGGUGCUCAACAGGGUACAGAAGGGACCCACCACUGAGCUCACUCUAGCGGUUGACCCGCACUCAGCGGAGACACUCGACAGGCUGGGAUACUUAGUCAAUUAUGGAUAUGGCAGGGUGCGCAUCCAUAAAAAAGGGAAGACGACUGAGUCGUCAGACCCGAAGGGUGCGCAGCCUGCUAUAGCCAGUUCCUCCUCCGCUGCACAAAGUGCGUGCUUCAAAGAGGGACCUUGCGGUUCCAAGGACGUACCCAAGGGACUGCAAAGGUUACCUUCAGAGCAGUCAGGGGCAGCGGAGAAGGAAAAAGCACCUGUCCAGGAGUCCAUAGAGCGGCCCUGCUGCUCAGAAGACACUCCUGGCACGGAAAAGAGGGUACCUUCCAGCCCAGAGAGAUCAAAGGCCCCUUUCGCCCAAAAUCCCUUCCGUCCUCCGCUAAAUGCGAGUCGGAGACAAGGUCGAGGGGAGAUUUCAAUGGAGGAGAAGACCCUGAUGGCCACCAAUAGGGGGAAAAAGAUGGCCAAGCGGGCUUCAAGGCCGAAAAAUGGCAAACCCCCCAAGCGAUAGGCCUAGGCACAUCAAGUGCCUGCAAGUGAACCUCCAUCAUGCAAAGGCGGCCUCUGACGUCUUAUGCAGGAGGUUCAAAACAGAACUCUUGGAUGUCGCAUUCAUCCAAGAACCGUGGGUUUUCGCCGGGGCUAUUAAAGGCCUAAACGACUGUGAUGAGUUGACACAACAGGACUUAGCUGCUGUAUGGACUAAAGUGCCCACUCAAAUGGGAGAACAAGAGGUCGUUCUCGCUUCAGCUUACCUCCCAGGCGACAGCUGUGAGAUGCCCACAAGGGAAGUAAUAGCCCUAGAGGAGUACUGCAGAAGGAGAAAGCUGAAACUAAUAAUGAGCUGUGACGCCAAUGCCCAUCACUGUGUUUGGGGCAGCUCGGACACCAAUUCUAGAGGUGAGUCAUUUCUUGAAUUUAUCACUAAGAACAACUUAUUUAUUCUUAACCGGGGUAAUGAGCCGACCUUUGUCAAUGCUAUAAGAGGGGAGGUUCUAGACUUGACAAUUUCCUCAACUAGCUUGUCGACCUUUAUCUCAAACUGGCAUGUCUCAAAUGAGGUAUCCAUGUCGGACCACCGGCAUAUUCGAUUCGAUAUAGAAGCCCAAAGACUCAAGAUAAUGGAGCGACUGAUUGAAUCCCUACUUAGGGAAUCGGUUGCAGACAAACUUAUGGCAUCGCAGCAUGCCUAUAUGAAGGGCAAAUCCACCGAAACAGCGCUGCACGAAAUCGUGUCGCAUAUUGAAAACAUCACACCUGAAGCAAUGACAUCAGCUGCAACGGGUCUGGGCAUCGACUUACAGCUGGUGUUGCUUAUACGACAGCUGCUGUUCCGUGCCAUAAGCAAUAAGAUUCUGAAGGUAGGGGAGUCCGAAAAAUAUCUGGGGGUAGUACUGGGCAAAAAGCUGAACUGGACACAGAAUAUUCAAGAGCGCAUUAAAAACGCGACGAUAGCCUUCUACAGCUGCAAGGAGGCGAUUGAGCGUAGCUGGGACUGUCCGAAAGCAUCAUUCUUAAAAUUAGUCAUAUGUGAGACUAAUGUUGCUGUUUAUAGACAAAAGCCUCAGUCGCGUAUUUAUGGUGGUCGAACGGCAGCAUCGGGACAAUUUCCAUAUCAGGUACUGCUAAAUUGUAGAGCAAAUGGUCAGAUAAGAACAUGUGGUGGCGCAAUUAUUUCGCGGAAUUACAUUUUGACGGCAGCGCAUUGUGUUGAAGAUUACGAGUAUACACCAGAGGAUAUAACUGUUCGUGCGGGCUCUGUCAUGUAUGAUGAAGGAGGCGUUUUAGAGGGUGUUUCGGAGGUGACAAUACAUCCACAAUAUCAUAAUUUUACCAACGAUAUCGCUAUACUAAAAUUGAAUAGCCCAUUGAAGUACAACGAGGCAAUAAAAUAUAUAAGACUUGGUAAAACGCAGGUUCCUGAAGGUGCGUCAGUUACCGUGAGUGGCUGGGGUCUAUCACCCGUUGGUACAUUGCCUGAGCAGUUAAAAUACAAUACGGAGUAUACUAUCAGCCAUGAGGAAUGUGAAAAUGCGAUAGAUACUUUGGCGCAAUCAAUGAGAUGCUUUAAAAAACGAGUAGGCAAUGGCAUCUGUGAAGGUGAUUCCGGCGGUCCGGCCGUUUAUGGCAGUGAUCUUAUAGGUGUGGCUGCAUUUACCGUGAAUGGUUGCGGCAGCAACUUGCCCGAUGUGUAUACGGAUGUGGUUCCUAAUAUUCCUGAGAGUCAAUGUCCUACACCAAGUACUGCAGUAAAAGAAAAUUCUUCAGAUUCUGAAGAUGAAGACUUUAUACCUCAUUUGCAUAUCGAACUAGAUGCCAAAGAAACGUUGGAAUAUUUUGACUUUGAAUAA